Cetraspora pellucida is the source of this 759-nucleotide messenger RNA. The record is from the annotation of a GenBank genome assembly. NCBI's taxonomy places the organism in Eukaryota, Fungi, Glomeromycota, Glomeromycetes, Diversisporales, Gigasporaceae.
AACCCAGUUUUACCAGGAUUGUCGCUGAAUCUUAUGUCCCUGGUUUUACCAAAACCGUUAUUACCUCUUAACCUGGUUUUAUCAGAAUUGUCGCUGGAUCAUAUGUCACCUGUUUUACCAGGACCGUCAUUAAACAUUAUGUCUAUAUUAUUUUUAACGCCAGUAGACAUCAAUUCUCCUGUUGAUUUUUUAUUAUCUCCAGUCACCAAUUUUAGUAGUGAUCGUCAGUCUUCUGAGCAAGGGUCCUUAAUAGAAAAUAAUAACAUCGAUAAUGGAAUUAUAAUCGACACAGAUUUAGAGAAAAGUGAGAAUCUGAUAGAUACUUCAGGAUUAAAUAAUGACCUAACCUUUGUAAACUGUAUUCACAAUCCUCAAGUAACUUGUGACUCCACUAAAUGGCGAAAUGCAGUUUCACAACAGACAGAAUGUCCCUGGAGGCUUAAUGUGUACUGCUCUAAAAAAAGCAAUAUUUUAAAAAUUACUUCAUUUGUGGAUAACCAUAAUCACAUGCUUAGUACAACUAUCCAUGAAACAGCACCAAAAUUCAGAAAAUUAAUGCUGGAAAUGUUAUCUGACAUUGAAAAAUAUGUAAUUCAAGGCCGGAUGGACUCUGGAUCUAUUUACCCUUUACUUAAACAUGACUAUCUCAAUAACCUCAUCUUUAAAAAAGACCUUUACAAUGCAGUAUAUCAGUUUCGAGCUACAAAUAAUCCAGGUAACUCGGAUGCAUCCCAAAUGCUUCAAAUGUUAUUAAGUUAG